Messenger RNA from Oryctolagus cuniculus (rabbit), 2956 nucleotides. RefSeq names its product SEC14-like protein 4. Lineage: Eukaryota; Metazoa; Chordata; Mammalia; Lagomorpha; Leporidae. Gene Ontology annotation, cellular component: cytoplasm. The record is from RefSeq and is a predicted model, not a curated record.
CAACAUCUGGCUCCACCAGGCCAAAAGCAGGCGCUGAGCCCAGGCAGGCAGAUGCAUCCUGACCCAGCCGCACCCUGCGCCUCUCUGCUCGCCCAAGCACCAUGAGCGGCCGAGUCGGGGACCUGAGCCCCGCGCAGCAGGAGGCGCUGGCCAAGUUCCGGGAGAAUCUGCAGGACCUGCUGCCCGCCCUGCCCAACGCUGAUGACUACUUCCUCCUGCGCUGGCUUCGAGCCCGAAACUUCGACCUGCAGAAAUCCCAGGACAUGCUCCGGAAGCACGUGGAGUUCCGGAAGCAACACGACCUGGACAACAUCCUCACAUGGCAGCCCUUGGAGGUGGUCCAGCUCUACGACUCGGGCGGCCUGUGCGGCUACGACUACGAAGGCUGCCCCGUGUGGUUCGACAUCAUCGGCACCCUGGACCUCAAGGGCCUCCUCCUGUCGGCCUCCAAGCAGGAGCUGGUGCGCAAGCGCAUCAAAGCCUGUGAGCUCCUGCGGCAGGAGUGCGAGCGGCAGAGCCAGAAGCUGGGCAGAAAGAUCGAGAUGGUGCUGAUGGUGUUUGACAUGGAGGGGCUGAGCCUGAGGCACCUGUGGAAGCCAGGAGUGGAGGUGUACCAGCAGUUUUUCGCCAUCCUGGAUGCUAACUACCCUGAGACGCUGAAGAACUUAAUUGUGAUCCGAGCCCCCAGGCUGUUCCCAGUGGCCUUCAACUUGGUCAAGUCAUUCAUGAGUGAGGACACACGCAGGAAGAUGGUGAUCCUGGGAGACAACUGGAAGCAGGAUCUGCAAAAGUUCAUCAGCCCCGACCAGUUGCCUGCGGUGUUUGGGGGGACCAUGACCGACCCCGACGGCAACCCCAAGUGCCUGACCAAGAUCAACCCUGGGGGCGAGGUGCCCAAGAGCUACUACAAGCGCCAGCAGGUGAGGCUGCAGUACGAGCACACGGUGUCCGUGGGCCGCGGCUCCUCCCAGCAGGUGGAGAACGAGAUCCUCUUCCCAGGCUGUGUGCUGAGGUGGCAGUUUGCAUCGGACGGCGGGGACAUCGGCUUCGGGGUCUUCCUCAAGACCAAGAUGGGGGAGCGGCAGCGGGCAGGGGAGAUGACGGAGGUGCUGCCCAGCCAGCACUACAACGCCCACCUGGUGCCCGAGGACGGGAGCCUCACCUGUGCGGAGGCCGGCGUGUACGUCCUGCGCUUCGACAACACCUACAGCCUGGUCCACGCCAAGAAGGUGAGCUACACCGUGGAGGUGCUUCUCCCGGACGAGGCCUCCCAGGAGAAGCUGCAGAGUCUCAGAGCCUCCAGUCCCUCGGCGCAGUAGAGAAGCCCCUGGCGGCCCUGCGCCUCUUCCGCUCCGCCUCCCCGACCCCCGCCUUCCCAGUCAAGCCCCCUCCCUUGCCCCCAUGCAGGCCCACCUGGCCCAGGGGUCCAACAGUAAGAGAGAACUCACCGGGACCUGGUGGCCCAGCUUGGGGGUUUGUGCGCAUGCGCCUGUGAGAGCCCAGGUUCUGCAGGGGGGCACAGAGAGUAGGAGAAGUAGAAGAAGGGCCGGCUGGAGGCAGCUGGGCGGAGCCACGGGGCAGCGGGGACGGCCUGGUUCUCCCAGCGCAUCCAGACCCAUCUGCGCACCUGCUGCAACCCAGCCCACAAUCGGCUCCAAGUUGGGGGUGCGGGGAGGAGGCAGGACCAAAGCAAGUGCAGAGAGGGCCCUGCCGCCACCCCAGGGCGCUCCAGGCUCUGGCUCGCUUCCUGGAGAGCCCACAAGCUUUCCCUGCCUCUCUGAGUCUGACCGCGCGGGAGCAGGGUGAGUGAUGUCCCUGCAAAGGGCGUCCUCACUAUGAAGCAGUAGCUCCCAAGCCCCUCGCAGUGACCAGGCCUCAGGCAGUCACCGCCUGCCCCUCCACGUUGCCAGCAAGAAGCCGGGCCCCAGCACCUGCUGUCAGAUCCUGUGAUUUCGUUUUCUCCAGUUAAUAGGAGAUUUCUCCGUGACCCAGGAGAGAAUGCCAAGGCUUGUGACCGGGAGGGUCUCCUGGUGGGUCGGCUACGGUUCUCGGGGGCUCCCGGUCCCUGUAGCUGGAGCAGGUGCACCAGGGGCGCAUACCUUGAGUCUGAAUGGGGCCUCUGCUGCUGUUAACAAACAAGCCAAAUGUCUAAAGCCAGCACCAUGAGGCAUUCUGGUCUAAUGGGGUUGGACAAGACUAGCCAAAAAAAAAAAAAGAUGACUCUAAAGAGAUGGCCUGGGGUUGCUCCUACCCAUGGCCUCCUGGGUCUGUUCUCCCAUGCUCCUUGGCAGGCUGUGCCAGGGUGUGGCCCACCAGGGUUGGGGGAACCCUGUGCUGUUGUCACAACAGGGACCAAAGUGUCUCCCUUCAGCCUUCAUAACUCUUCCCCACCCCCGCCGCUGUGGAAAAACAAGACACUCCUGCACUUGAACUCUGACCCUGUCCUCCUAACCACCCCCAGCCACUCCUUCAGGUAGCAAAGAGUGCUCUGCCUCAAUCACAAAUCCACACUGUCGGGUGGGGACAGGUAACAAGGGCCCACCUGCAGGUGUCAGGGGCUUGGAAUCCCAGGGCAGUGAGCCCCGUGGUCCCUCAGGGAGGUGGCAGCAGAAUCUCCUACCUGGCCAGGUGCGCAGGUGCGCAGGUGCACACUGGGGGCUGAGCUCAGCACUGCCACUUUUUUUCUUUUUUUUACCAAAAAUAAAAUGAGAGAAGUCACUCAGGGAGGGGCACUUCUUCACCCAAAGCUGGUUUCUCUAUCAGUCUGUUCACUUGUGCAGAUUCACUGAACACCUGCCCAGCACUGUGGGGGCCCUGGGACCACCCUGGGGAAAAUGCCGGGGCCUGGGACCAGGAGGGUCCCCACUGCGCUAACAGGAAGUCUGCUCGGGUCACAGGGGGCGGAAGUGACUCCGGUGACCAGAAGCACGGGGGCUGUCACUGUGUGUGCCUAGUG